This is a messenger RNA of Rhipicephalus sanguineus (brown dog tick), 1079 nucleotides long. RefSeq lists its product as uncharacterized. Bases 109 to 966 code for a protein of 285 amino acids. The record is from RefSeq and is a predicted model, not a curated record. The transcript has a single exon. Lineage: Eukaryota; Metazoa; Arthropoda; Arachnida; Ixodida; Ixodidae.
UCGACAGCAACAAGCCCGUCAUCUAUAAAAGAGCAAGCACCUUCAGCGGAGCGCUGUGGGCUUGGUGACUGUGCCACUGCACGGAUCACUAAUCAGUUCGCUCUCGCUAUGCAGGUUGGUGAGCCCUACGAUAUGUUUUCGAAAAGAUCUGGUGAUUACUUUCUGGUACAGCUGCCAAGCCCGCAGUGCUGUAUGGUUAUUAUUGCAGAGUGUGUCCACGUAAUUCGUGCACUACUAAUUCUGGCUGGAGAUAUUGAAACUAACCCUGGUCCUUCCAAUUCUGAGAACGUUCUUGCUGAGUUGCGUAAACUGUCAGCCGGUCAAACACAACUAAUUGCAGAUGUCCAGGGCUUGAGAGCUCAGCUCGGUAACACUGAUAAAACAAUUAGCGAGCUCAACAAAAGACUAACAGAUCUUGAAACUCAUUAUCAAUCUUUGGUACCACUUCGAAAGGAAGUGGAGAUCAUGCGCACUAGCACGGAGCAAACGGCCUGCAGAAUCGCUGCGUUAGAAGGCCGUAUUGAUGACGCUGAAAAUCGCUCGAGGCGAAAUAACUUAAUUUUCUAUGGCAUACCGGACCCUUCCGCAUCUGAAACACUCGCCGAGUCGGAGCACCUGGUGGUAAAUCUUUGCCGCGAUAACUUACAGGUGCACCUGGAACCAAGAGAUAUUGAACGCGCGCAUCGUCUCGGCCGGCAUUCAGUUGGUCGCUGCCGGCCUAUAAUCGCGAAGAUUGCUCUGCAUAAAACGAAAACUGCAAUACUAUCAAAUGGUCGCAAACUCAAGGGGACAGGUUACGGCAUAGGUGAAGACUUCUCACGCUCCGUCCAAAGCGCUCGAAAACAACUAAUUGCGUUUGCGAGAAGCAAGAACAAGCCAUUUUCUGUCCACUUUAAAACGCUGCACAUAAAUCAAAAACGCUACAUCUUCGAUGAUAAAUCAAACACUAUCAAAGAACUAUCGUAGCAGUCGAGGCGGCGGCGGAAGAUUGCGACACCUCUUGUUAUUUCUAGUAACACUCUUUUACUUUCUACUGUUUACACUAAUAUUCGUAGUUUUCUUCCCAAGCGGGAACCCAU